AGAUGGAGACAGCAAGAGACAGAAAUAUUGCAACGAGACGCAGACCAAGACAGAUAGAGCAAAAGAAGAGAUAAGACUUGCGGCGGGACGGGACCGUAAACAAUAAGUGGCAGAAGGACACAGGGAGCAACGCCGGAAAGGGAAUACAGAAAUAGGAAGGGAAAGGGGGCUGGUCCAGCGGGGAGGAAGAGAGUGAACUGCUGCUCAGGAGGCUGUGGGGAAACUGAUGGGAUGGCAUUGAUCUCUGGGAGCUGCCGGCUCCUGGGCCAGAUGGCGUCUUGUUGCUGCAGACCGCUCCUCCACUCCGCCUGCUGUGGACCGCUCAUCAAAGUCUGCCUCUCCUCCUUCACAGACAUCUCUCCUGCAGAGCUGGACGCUCUUUGGAGGGAACCUCCGUACACUCUCGGGGGAACCAGUGAACAUUUCUCAGGAAAUGGCGUCAUGACUCAAGGUGAGGAGGAGGAUGGUCCGCUGGUGGAGUCAGGCGAGGGCGGGGUGGAGCCAGACAGCUACUGGAAGAAGAAAGAGGCGUUCCUCAAAGGCAGCACCGUGUCUCUGGGGGAGAAAUUCUCUUCAGAAAUCGUGCUGUCGUUCACUGGCCGACGGCGCUCCAACGUGAGUCCUGACCGGGCCCUCCAGGAGGCCCUGCGCACCCAGCUCCGAGUGGUGGAGAGCAACAGCCAGGAUGUCAUUCAGCUCUUCAAGGACUUGUCUGCACGUCUGGUUUGUGUCCACGCUGAGAAGGACAGCUUUGUUCUCACUUUCAAGACUGUGGAGGAAAUCUGGAAGUUUUCCACUUACUUAGCAUUAGGCUACGUGGCUCGUUGUUUGGAGAACUUCUUGUGUGAUCAGUCGAUCUGGCUCGAUCCAGAGCUGCUCAGUGACUUGGAGAUCAGUGUAACUGUGAACGAGGAACAGCUGGCUACCCUCUACCUGGAGCUCUUAAUCCAAGAAGGAUCCUUCUUCGCGAAGGCGCUGUUCACACGUGACCAGGAUGAGGACGACGAAGAGCAGCUGGGGUUCCGAAAGAACGACCUGCUGAUGGUGAAAGACACGGGGCAGGACGACAUGUGGGAGGGCUCCAUGAUCUCCACCGGAAAGCACGGCCUGGUGCCCGUCAACGCCAUGCAGCCGCUGCCCUACCCCUUCUACCAGUGGUUCCUGAGGAAGUAUCCAGGCUACGCUGGAUGUUCGCCUACAGAAAAGGAACCGUUCGAGCAUUAUAUUGUGACUGGCUCUUGCGUAGCAGUCGUUGACUACAGUCCGGUGGGGAGAGACGAGCUGCAGCUGAGCCAAGGUGACAUUGUGGAGAUUCAGUGUCUGCUGCUCCGGAGUCUGGCUGUUUUCAUAGGAAAGCACUCUUCCACGGGACACACUGGCUUCGUACACAAGGCCCACGUCCAGCCUCUAAAUACCAAACCUCUAGACGAACAGUUGGUUUUUCUGACUGAGGAGGAGAAGGCCAGUCUGGCUCGGGUUAACCCGUGUAGCUCCGAGCUGAGCGACGGCAGCCUGCUGGAAAGACUCUUCUCAUCCGACAUCAGCUGCGUCUACAGGCUGGACAGGCUGGAUGAGACGGACUUCAUGUACAUCAGGAAUCGACCGAAACAUGAUCACAAAGCCCGUCAGAGCGCCACGUCAGAAAGAAGUGCAGGGACGCCGCCCUACCAGUCCUCCCCUCGCACGUCUUUCUCUCAUUCCUCUCCUCGUGUGUCCAUCUAUCAGUCUCACAAUCUGCUGCCUCAAGAGGGGGAGCGGCUGUCCUUCGCCCUGGAUGACACAUUCAGAGAGCUGGACGAGUUCCACGAAGAUCCACCUCUCUUCUUAGAGGAAAACAGCUGGGACGCGGAGGAGUCCGAGCUCAGCGACCCGACUCUGAUCCUGCUCAACCAAGAUCAUUUCCAGGAGGAUUUCCAGCCCUUAUACGAUUUGCGGUAUUCCUUUCUGUGGACGACCUUCGGGGGGAAGACUGAGGACGAGCUGUCAGGACACCUGGAGAGUGUCAGGGAGUGCGCCAAGAGACUGGGCAUGCACUGGGCUCACCGGCGGGCGUGCUUCGUCCUGGGAAGGCUGUGUGCCAGGAAGCUAAAACUGUCCCAGGCACGCGUGUACUACGAGGAAGCUCUGAGUGUGUGCGUGGACAGUUUCUCCGACACGCCGCUCCUCGUCGCUCUCUACACCAACCUCACCGCCAUCUACCUGAAGCAGCGCAUGACGGACAAACUGAGCCAGACCCUGGAGAAGGCCAGCGCCCUGCUCCUCUGUCUCCCCGCUCACGUCUUCACGUCGGCGGACGAGGCGGAGCUGCUGCAGCUGCUCCUGAGGAGAGCGGUGGUGAUGGUGGACAAACACCUGGAGGCUCGCGUCUGCUACCUGACCUCCAGCCUCUUCCUGCUCCUCAGGAAGACUGACGAUGCUCUCCCUUUUGUGGAGCGACUCCAGUUUCUGUCCAGGACUCUUUCCGCUGCCGAGUGCCGGCCGAUAGCGCCCUUGGACCUCAACUGGCUUUUGAGUUGGCUGUAUCAUCGUAAAUACAUGCCUUUCUUAGCUCUGGCCUCUCUGAGCCUGGACUCCAGACGGGACCACUCCCUGCAAAACGCCUUCCAGAGGAUUGACUUAUUUAUCAAGAACUCUGUGCGACUAAAUCCGUGCUGGAAGGAAGGGACGUCCUUGCUACCUGCUCAGAUCGUGGUUUAUUUGCAGCAGACCCUGGUAAUCGCCGAGCAGGGGGAGGACAUAAAGACCCAGAGGGAUUUGUGCCUGGGCUUAGCCACAGUUUACCAGCAGUACGGCGCCCUCGAUGAAGCGGUGCGCUGCGCUCAGCAGGCCGUUGAGACCGGAGGCCACAUAAAUGAAGAGGAGGGCUUUGAGGCGUCUGUUCUUCUUGGGUGGCUGCUGGUGUUAUCAGGGCAUGCUGAGAAGGCCCAGAGUGUCCUACAGCCACUGCUCACAUCGCUACAGGGAACAGACAGUCCCACUCAGCGAGGGGUCAUUCAUAACCUCCUGGCUCUUUGUCUGAGGCAUCAGGGUCGUGUGCAAGAAGCAGGCCGGCAUUUUCACUCCGCUCUGGUGAUCUCCAGAGAAAGCGGAAACCAGAGGAAUCAAGCCCUGGCACUGGCCAACCUGGGCUGUCUGGCGCUAGAUGUAGGUGCAUCCUGGGUCGCAGAACGCUUCCUGUUCAGAUCCCUCUACCUGUUUGGGGAGCUGUGCGAGAGUCCGGCUGAUGAGGAGCACGUGCAGACCUGCCUCUGGCUCGGGCGAAGCUUCAGAGACAGAGGGAGGAAUCAAGACAGCAGGGCUUGUUACGAAAUGGGGCUACUAAUUGCACUGCAUGCCAAAAACCUGCACAGUCAGAUGGUGGUGGCCAAGGUGCUGAGUCGUCUGUACACUGACAUGCUGCUGUACGGCCAGAGCAUCGUCUACUACGAGCACUGUGUGUCUGUGUCCAGAGCACUGAAAGACAAAAGGCUGGAGGGGGAAUAUCUGGAAAUCCUCAGCAGCCUCUACCUCUCUCUCAACACCGAGAGAUCGUCUCGGAAGUCUCUCGACUACACCAAGCAGAGCCUGAGGAUCUCCAUCGACCUGGGCAAACGGGAGGAAGAGUCGGAAACGUGGCUGCAGGUGGGACGCAUCUAUCACCUCAUCCAGGAGGAAGAGCUGGCCGACAUGUACCUGCAGGCAGCGGUGAAAACAGCCCUGAGGAUGAAGGACUCUCACUUUGCGAUGAGCAUCUAUGAGGAGGCGGGAGACGUCUACUUUAAGAGCCACCACAACAGGAUGGCUUCUCUGCCUUUCUACAGGGAUGGUAGUCUGCCGUUUGCUAGGAGCAUCAAGGACAUCCACUCGGAGUACCGCCUGUUAAGUAAACUGACGGAGCUGCUGAUGAACCAAGGCGAGCAGGAGGAGGCUCUGCAGUACGCAACCCUGGCUGUUCAGAUCGCCGGCAAAACAGGUGUCGGUGUGAACGAGAGAACCGCCUACCACCGGCUGGCCACGGUGCACUACAGCCUGGAGCAGUACGAGCUGGCAGAAAACUACUACCUGAAGUCGCUCUCACUGUGUCCGGCCGUCCUGCAGCAGCCGGCAGAAGCGCAAUACUACACCAAGCUGUACUGCAGACUGGGAAACAUCACCCUGCACAAGCUGAAGGUACAGGAGGCAGGGCGGCGGUGUUCAAAUCAAAACUCCCUCUGUGCUGCUGGUUUGAAAGGGCCUGUCGAGGAUGCUCACGAUGCAGUGGGUUACUUCCAGUUGGCUCUGGCAGCAGCACUGGAGGACCGAACUCACCCCGAGGCGCUCUAUGUGGUGUACAUGAAGCUGGCGGAGAUCCAUGGAAACCACAUGCCCGAUUCUCAGCUCUGCCAAGUUUACAUAGACGGGGCUCAGAGUCUGAAGAGAGUUCUGGCCGGAGAGAAAAGCGCGGAUGAUGCAGACGAAGGGCCGAGCCAAAAGGGGAAGAGGAAGCUGGAUGCUGACGCGGGACUUUCAGAAAGUUUGAUGAAGAAAAACGGCAUUUCUGAUGCAAUAUCUAAAGACGUGAAGUGUGAAGAUGAUUCAGCUUCCAGAACAAGUGCAUCCCAUCUGGACUCACAGCGUAGAUGUUCAAUCACUGAUCUGAAAGGAGAUCACAAUCACUAUCUCCCUGAUACAGACGGUCCUUUUGUGGACGCUCCUGGCUCCGAAUCAGAAACGAUUGCCAGUCAGUCAUACAGCGAGAGUGUUUUAACGGAGUCCUUUGAUACGGCAAAGGAGCACAUCUCAGACUCCAGCUGCUCCACCGAAACAUCACAAACGUACCAGAAUCCCACAGAUGACAAAGACUCUGACUUUGAUACCGGCAGCCUGCAAACUCAAAUACCUGCUAAUGACUCAAGGAUCAUCAAAGAGGCAAGACUCUGAGGGUCAACAAGACAGCCAUGAGAAAGAGACAGAGCAGAUCAAGUAUGUGAUACUGAGCCGGCGUCGCGCUGACACUGAUAACACAGACUCAUCUCUCAGUAGCACUUUAUGAAUCUCACCGUAAUUUCCUUCAUCUCGGCUACACAUCUUAUCCAGAUUAAUUCAAUUCAAUUCAAUUCAGCUUUAUUUAUAUAAAGAAGAAGGUCCUGCAGACCUGUUUAAUGCGGGAGUUAAAGGAUAAAUCCUGGUCAAAGGUCACUGCCAGGUUCCUCACAGUGUUACUGGAGGUUAAAGUAACACCAUCCAGGGUCACUAUUGGAUUAGAUCAUUUUUCUCUCAGGUUUUUUGGUCCAGAUGUAAUCACUUCUGUUCGAUCUGAAUUCAGGAGCAAAACAUUAUGACUCAUCCAGUUUUUUAAGUUUUUAAGAGAAGCUUCUGGUCUGACAGGUUUAUCGGUGUAGAUCUGUGUAUCAUCUGCAUAACAAUGGCAGGUAACGGAGUGUUUCCUGAUGAUUUUCGCAACAGGAAGCAUGUAUGAUGUGAAGAGUGUAGGUCCCAGGACAGAGCCCUGUGCUUUCAACGUUCCAGCCACGUGGCGCCUAAUGUACGAAACAUGAUGUCAAUAUUGUAAAUACGACAGACUGAGUCCACUCAAAGCAUGUGCCUUUGUGUAAUAUAUUCUGUGACUAUGCACUGUGCCCGUCAUAUGUUUUCUACAGUUUUGUAUCUCUGGCAGAUAUGACUCAAACAUUAAAAAUGAUA
This is a messenger RNA of Salarias fasciatus (jewelled blenny), 5661 nucleotides long. RefSeq names its product SH3 domain and tetratricopeptide repeat-containing protein 2-like. The coding region runs from base 232 to 4899 and encodes 1555 amino acids. Gene Ontology annotation, biological process: regulation of intracellular protein transport; regulation of ERBB signaling pathway. The record is from RefSeq and is a predicted model, not a curated record. The transcript has 22 exons. Lineage: Eukaryota; Metazoa; Chordata; Actinopteri; Blenniiformes; Blenniidae. Gene Ontology annotation, molecular function: protein binding.